ACUACACUAUUUUUUAAAGACUGAUAUUGGCAAGAUGUUUACUGUUCGACAGAAAUAAUUUCUCGAGAUUUUAGUUGAAGUUGAAUCUUGAUUGGAUAGUAUUUAACAGGAGUUAAAUCUUGUUGAUAAAAUAAAGGAGGGAAAAAUGUUUUGGGCAGCGCUUUUGGACUUUUUCUGCAUUCCUUUUAUUGUAUUUAUUUCGUUUAUGAUCAUUUUGUCUGCUGUGAAUAAAUCGGUCGGUGUACGCAGAGCAUACGUAAAACUUUUGUUAAAGAUAUUUGAGUUCGGCCGCCUAAGCAUUGAGUCUGCAGCAAAAGAGCGUCAAAAACUAGUUGGUGACACGAUUUUUAAUAACUCACAGGAGAGAAAACUUGAUGAGAUUAACUUAUCAUUUUGCAAAAAAACAGGAAGAACCAUACCCACUACAAAUGGCAAUACACUGAUUAGUAGAGACAGCGUCCUUCUUCCUACAUCGAAUGAGCCCGCGGCAUCUGAUAUUGAAAGCCCUCCAAAAGAUGAAGAAAUGCGAUUUAACUUGGAGAAAUGCCUAGAUUACAUCAAAGCAGGAGUUGAAUCAAUAAUCGAAGAUGAAGUAACCUCCCGUUUUGAAGCCGAGGAAUUAAAAAGCUGGAAUCUGUUAACACGUACAAAUCGCCACUAUGAGUUUAUAUCGUGGAAGAUAACAUUAAUAUGGAUGACAGGUUUCGCUGUUCGUUACUUCAUUUUGAUGCCUCUUCGAGUUUUUGUUUGCUUUGUGGGUGUGUAUGUUGCAGUUGUUGCUAACAGUCUAGUUGCGAUGAUCCCCUUCGAAUUUCUCCGACAUCCUUGUGCAGAUUUAUCUUUUAAAAUUACUUUCCGCAUAAUGACUAGAUCUUUAUCAGCAGUAAUUACAUUCCACAAUACAGAAUACAAACCAAAAGGUUCUGGUUUUUGUGUAGCGAACCACACAUCUCCCUUGGACGUCGCUAUCCUUUCAACUGAUUGUACUUUCUCUUUGGUAGUUUGGUUGACUGUUUGUACGGCGAUAGUUGGAUAUAUUAAAGAUGGUGAAUAUAAACGACGAAUGGUAGAUCAAGUGCUUGGUCAUUGCUUUUCGGUACUGUCCAGCGCAAUUUCAGCCGUUAUUUACUAUCAUAAUGUGGAAAACCGACCCACAAAUGGGAUUUGUGUGGCAAAUCAUACCAGCCCAAUUGAUGUGUUAGUACUUAUGUGUGAUAAAACCUAUUCUCUGAUUGGCCAACGACACGGUGGGUUUUUGGGUUUGCUGCAACGAGCAUUAGCAAGGGCAUCACCUCAUAUUUGGUUUGAAAGGGGAGAAGCCAGGGAUCGUCAUGCAGUGGCUGAGCGUCUUAAACAACAUGUAUCAAACCCAAAUAAUCCUCCUAUUUUGAUAUUCCCAGAGGGCACUUGUAUUAAUAACACAUCAGUUAUGCAGUUCAAGAAGGGAAGUUUCGAAGUGGGGGGAGUUAUUUAUCCCGUAGCAAUUAAAUACGAUCCACGUUUUGGAGAUGCCUUUUGGAAUAGCUCAAAGUACUCGAUGAUGCAAUAUUUAUAUAUGAUGAUGACAUCUUGGGCAAUCGUUUGUGAUGUUUGGUACUUGCCACCUAUGUACAGACAAGAAGGCGAGUCGGCUAUAGAUUUUGCAAAUCGUGUCAAAAGUGUUAUAGCUAAACAAGGCGGACUAGUAGAUUUAGUUUGGGAUGGGCAAUUAAAAAGAAUGAAACCAAAGAAGGAAUGGAGGGAAUUGCAGCAAGUAGAAUUUGCCAAACGUUUGAAAGGUGAUUAACGAUUUCAAACGUUUUGUUUAUUUAUCCCACUUAUAAUAUAAUGUUAAUUUGCAUAAAAAUACAUUCGCUGGUAUUAGAUAUAUACGCUUUCAUUUUUAA
Molecule: messenger RNA, 1886 nt
Organism: Bactrocera tryoni
Lineage: Eukaryota; Metazoa; Arthropoda; Insecta; Diptera; Tephritidae
Gene: Gpat4
Product: glycerol-3-phosphate acyltransferase 4
Exons: 7
Coding region: 146-1786 (546 amino acids)
Biological process (GO): triglyceride biosynthetic process
Cellular component (GO): endoplasmic reticulum
Molecular function (GO): glycerol-3-phosphate O-acyltransferase activity
Source: RefSeq, a predicted model, not a curated record